Gigantopelta aegis is the source of this 803-nucleotide messenger RNA. RefSeq names its product U6 snRNA-associated Sm-like protein LSm2. Gene Ontology annotation, cellular component: U6 snRNP; U4/U6 x U5 tri-snRNP complex; Lsm1-7-Pat1 complex. Gene Ontology annotation, biological process: mRNA splicing, via spliceosome. The transcript has 4 exons. NCBI's taxonomy places the organism in Eukaryota, Metazoa, Mollusca, Gastropoda, Neomphalida, Peltospiridae. Bases 64 to 354 code for a protein of 96 amino acids. The record is from RefSeq and is a predicted model, not a curated record. Gene Ontology annotation, molecular function: RNA binding.
UUUAUACGGCGUAGCACAAAUUCAUUACUAGUUGACAACGAUCCACUAGCGGGACGUUUCAACAUGCUUUUCUAUUCCUUCUUUAAGUCUUUAGUUGGAAAGGAUGUAGUUGUGGAACUCAAGAAUGACCUGAGUAUUUGUGGCACUCUGCAUUCUGUUGAUCAGUUCCUCAACAUCAAGCUGACGGAUAUUAACGUCACAGAUCCUGACAAAUAUCCACACAUGUUGUCUGUGAAGACGUGUUUCAUACGUGGCUCUGUGGUUCGCUACGUUCAACUUCCCACUGAUGAGUGUGACACUCAGCUGCUGCAGGACGCAGCACGAAAAGAAGCAGCUCAGAACAAACAGCGGUGACCCCGUGCUGGCAUGCUGUUGGAAUUUAUACUCUCAUUCAUAGCCCUGCCUUAUCAGGUACUGGGUAAAAGACUCAAACGUUUUCACUGGAUGGUGGUGAUUCAAUGAACGUUUCUGAUCAUCAUGGAAAGGUUUUUUCUCUGAUUGAUUCACGAUAUUUAUUCAUCACGGUGAAUGAGUCUUAAGACUAUAUUUUCAAACUGUGGGCAGACAACUUUCUUCAUUAAUUUUUGUUUAAAUUUUGACCACGGUUUCCACAAUAUACAUAUAAAAAUAAAAAAGAUUUAUUAUUUCCAAAACAGUUUUCCUUUUCUUUUUAUGUCAAGCUUACGGCAACUGGAAUAGGUGACAAAAACACUAAAAAUAUUUGCUGAAAGGGGGUAUAUUUAUGUCUCACCUGUAACCGAUUAAAAAUAAAAUAAUUUUCAUUGAAAAAUUAUUCUCUCGUG